ACGACCGUGUUUGUAGGUUAAUGAUUCAUAACUGAUUCAUUGAAGAAACCUUUUUAUGAAGAUAAAAAAAAAUACCCUGCACCAGUCAGGAUGGUUUUCUGUUUUUUCCAACAAACUUUAAUCUCUCAUUUUUACCAAAAUCUAACUUUUAGAUUGUUUCAUACUGAAAGGUUAAGGGGUUUGGUGAAAAAUGUUUUGAACUUUAGUCAGAGAAGGUCAUGCUUUCAAUUGAAGUCUCAGUCCUGGGAAAACAGGAUAGUACCUGUAUUCACCAGGGCCAAAGGUUUUGGCAAUAAGAUUGCUGUUGUUGACUCUACUGGAAGACACACAUACCAAGAGCUGUAUAGGUGCAGUGUGGAGCUGGCCAAGAAGAUCUUUAAACUGCUGCCUUGCAUGAAUGGAGAUGUGCAAGGAAAACGCAUUUCCUUUUUAUGCCCAAAUGAUGCUUCUUAUGUGGUGGCUCAGUGGGCCUGCUGGAUGUGUGGUGGAAUAGCUGUGCCUCUAUAUAAAAAACAUCCAGUAACUGAACUUCAGUAUAUCAUUGAGGAUUCACAGAGCUCACUUAUUAUUGAGGGAGGAUCGUGCUCUGGAGUUCUAGAACCUCUUGCUGGAAAAUUGGGUUUGCCUUUCCUAAGCGUCCCUCGGACAUCCUUCCAUAGUUUCAAAGAAGAUACUGACAUUGGGCAUGAAGAUCCAUCUGUUGCUGAUUGGAAAGGGAAACCUGCUAUGAUUAUUUAUACAAGUGGGACAACGGGCAGACCAAAAGGUGUACUGACUACUCAUCAAAACAUCCAGGCAAUGGUUGAGUGCUUGGUAAAUGAAUGGGGGUGGACCAGUGAAGAUGUGAUUCUCCAUACCCUUCCUUUGCAUCAUGUCCAUGGAGUUGUAAAUGCAUUGCUCUGUCCACUGUGGAUUGGUGCCACAUGCAUCAUGUUGCCAGAAUUUCAGCCUGCCAAGGUGUGGGAACACCUCAUAAGCUAUGGCUGCUCAGAAGUACCUAGGGUCAAUGUGUUUAUGGCUGUGCCCACAAUCUAUGCAAAGCUAACUGAAUAUUAUGAUUGCCACUUUAAACAGCCUCAUGUACAGGACUUUGUGCGAGCAGUCUGCAAAGAGAAAAUCAGGCUUAUGGUCUCAGGUUCAGCUGCUUUGCCUGUGCCUGUCCUGGAGAGAUGGGCUCAAAUCACUGGUCAUGUAUUGCUGGAAAGAUAUGGCAUGACAGAGAUAGGUAUGGCUCUAUCAAAUCCGCUGCACGGAAUGCGAGUGCCAGGCUCAGUAGGCACUCCCUUACCAGGAGUGGAGGUACGUAUUACAGUGGAAAAUAUGAAGAAAGAAACUUCCUCCUAUACUAUAAUUGCAGAGGGUAACUGCAGAGGGACAAUGGUAACCCCUGGUUUAACUGAAAAGGAAGGAGAGCUACAGGUUAAAGGUCCUUCCAUAUUCAAGGAAUAUUGGAACAAACCACAGGAAACUAAAAAUUCCUUCACCACAGAUGGGUGGUUCAAAACAGGAGACACAGCUGUUUACAAAGAUGGAGUCUACUGGAUUAUGGGGCGAACUUCAGUGGACAUCAUAAAGAGUGGUGGUUACAAAAUCAGUGCACUAGAAGUGGAACGUCACUUAAUAACACACCCUGAUAUCGCAGAUGUAGCAGUUAUUGGUGCACCGGAUGCUACUUGGGGACAGCGAGUAACCGCUGUGGUGGAGCUUAGACCAGAACGUAGCUUGUCUUUGCUGGAUUUGAAAGCAUGGGCCAGAGAGCGAAUGACUUCAUACAUCAUCCCCACUGAGUUGAUACUUGUGGAAGAAAUGCCUAGAAACCAAAUGGGAAAAGUUAACAAAAAGAAACUGCUCAAGAACUUCUACCCUGGUUAGAAAACACUUCAUGUAACUGAUUAUGUGUAAGUCCUGAUCAGAAUGAAAAGAAGUUUGUGCAACCAUUAUUUGGAGAAGACAAUUUUCAGCUUUGAAGUCAAAUAAAAAUCCUGACACAGCACUCCAGUAAAUGGAAAUCAGAAUAAAACCUGAACUAGUUUAAAAAAUUCAAAUAAGAAACUUUAGUUUAGGAUAACUGAGCCCACUUUGACUUGAAUGCCAAAACAGAAUAUUUAUCAAAGGAGGUAAUUAGAGGUAAUUAAGAGAGAUUGUUUUAUUUAACAACAUAAUGCAAGAUUUCAUUUAGACAGGGAUUUGAUCCCAUUCUAAUUUUUGUCGUGAACAGUUGUCUGUCUGUCUGUCUGUCUGUCUUUCUUUCUUUCUUUCUUUCUUUCUUUCUUUCUUUCUUUCUUUCUUUCUUUCUUUCUUUCUUUCAAAUAACUGCUAAAAUGUAUUUAAAGAGUGAAGUAAACAAAAAAAUAAGCUAUACUGAUGUAUUUUAAUCAACUAAAAUGGUUUUCAUAGUCAAAGUAAUUUAUCUAACAUGUAUUUGAAUUAGUUUUAAACCAAGUAUGUUUUCAUUUUAUAAGCAGCAGCAGUUAAUACAGGUGAAAAUGCUUUUAAACAGGGAUAGAUUUUUUAAUUGCAUUAGUUAUUUUCCUAGGUAAUAGUUACUGUUGACUCCCUGGUUAAAGGGUCUUUGCUGGUAACUUAACUGGAAGGGUGCUGCUUUUGAAUCCCGGCAGUGCCAGAAAGAAUACUAUUCUGUUGGGCCCUUGAGCAAGGCCCUUAAUCUAUAAUUGCUCCGGGGUGCUGAACAAUUGCUGAGCUUGCACUCUAACCCAGAGCUUCUCUCUCCCACUCUGUGUGUCUCUGGAGAGUAAGUUGGGGUACGUGAAAAAUGACAAAUUCUUAAUGCAAGUAAAUGUCUUAAGGCAAAUAAAGUUAAUUAAUAUUUAUUUAAUUAAAUAGUUUAAAAUUAAA
Erpetoichthys calabaricus (reedfish) is the source of this 2856-nucleotide messenger RNA. It is a transcript of the gene acsf3, whose product is annotated as acyl-CoA synthetase family member 3. Bases 91 to 1872 code for a protein of 593 amino acids. Gene Ontology annotation, biological process: fatty acid metabolic process. The transcript is spliced from 10 exons. Lineage: Eukaryota; Metazoa; Chordata; Cladistia; Polypteriformes; Polypteridae. Gene Ontology annotation, molecular function: medium-chain fatty acid-CoA ligase activity. The record is from RefSeq and is a predicted model, not a curated record.